Messenger RNA from Sardina pilchardus (European sardine), 2374 nucleotides. It is a transcript of the gene srms, whose product is annotated as src-related kinase lacking C-terminal regulatory tyrosine and N-terminal myristylation sites. Gene Ontology annotation, cellular component: plasma membrane; signaling receptor complex. Gene Ontology annotation, molecular function: transmembrane receptor protein tyrosine kinase activity; protein binding; ATP binding. The record is from RefSeq and is a predicted model, not a curated record. Gene Ontology annotation, biological process: multicellular organism development; protein phosphorylation; positive regulation of kinase activity. The transcript has 8 exons. Lineage: Eukaryota; Metazoa; Chordata; Actinopteri; Clupeiformes; Clupeidae. The coding region runs from base 544 to 2025 and encodes 493 amino acids.
CAGACGCAGAGGGGGGAAGCCGCGCCAAAGACACGCUGUAGCCGCGAUGGUAUUCUGCUACAUUCCAUCCCCAGUGAAUACCAGCCUUAAAAAUGACGAUGGUUGCAGUGGUUAGUGAAAGAACAGGUUAUCCCCCGGGAGUCCUUGCCUAUGUCUUUAAGGAUGACGUUCACAGGACAAACCACAGUGAGUAUCCUCCCUCGGCAGGUUCAAUGAAAUUUAUUUCUCAGCUCAGCCUCUCGAAAUUACACUCCACUAAACAACAUGCCGUUUCCGCAUUCCCACGACGCGCUUAGUUCUGUGAAUGUGAUCCAUCCAAACGCAGAACCGGUUCCACCUGAUCCCCUACUGCUGUGAAGUGCACUGCGAAAAGACGAAGAAGGGAGACCUCAGAAGUGCUGUGUAGCGGCGUUCAACGAUCUGAGGAGAUAGCCUACUGUAAAAGACCCCACUGAUUCAUUUUUACUUUUAACGUCGUGUCCAGCCCACGCAUACUCUGGAUACCCCCGCCGUCGCCGCGAGAGCCCGAGGAAUCGGCUUGGGAUGGAGGACUGUUGUCGCACUUGUAUGCCAUGUUGUAGUAGGAUAUGGAACUGCAUAUGGCCCGAAUUUCACUAUCCGAACAUCAUACAACCAGCAGAAAUCCGGACAAUCUCAGGUGAUAUCAGUGUCCCAGCGCCCAAGAAGAAGCCAACGCAGCUUUAUGCGGCUUUGUUUGAUUUCGAAGCCAGGAGCGAGGAGGAGCUCACUGUGAAAGAAGGUGACAAACUGUCGGUCAUCGAAAAGCGGGGUGAUUAUGUGCUUGCCAAAAAACUUACCGGCACAUUGGAGUCAGGAUUACUACCGGCUAACUAUGUAGCUUUGGUUCAAGAUGAAUUUGCAAAAUACAAAUGGUACUAUGGGAACAUCAACAGACAGAAGGCUGAGAAGCUUCUCCUGGCCCAACAGAACAAGAAUGGCUCUUUCUUGGUGCGCAUCAGCGAGAGCCACAGUGACGAGUACACCAUCUCAGCCAGAAAUGAAGGCCAGGUGUAUCAUUUUCGUAUACGCCGGUCAGCGAUUGGUGCCUACUUUGUGUCUGACAAGAUCUCCUUCGCCACGCUGGACGAGCUCAUCCGGUACUACCAGAGCAACAGCAAGAGCUUGGGCUGCCCCCUGGAGCAGCCGUGUGUUCAGCAGCGGGAGCUGUUCGACAUGGAGCCGUGGGAGCGGCCUCGGGAAGAGUUCAAGCUGCAGCGGAAGCUGGGGGAAGGGCACUUUGGAGAGGUGUGGGAGGCGGCGUGGACCAGCAAGAACCAGAAGGUGGCCAUCAAGAUGCUCAAGCAAGAGGACACCAAGCAGGAUGAGUUCAUAAAGGAGGUGCACGCACUGAAGAACCUGCACCACCCCAAACUCAUCCAGCUGCUAGCCAUGGUGUCCCGCGGCGAGCCCGUCUACAUCGUCACCGAGCUCAUGAGCAAGGGCAGCCUCAAGUCCUACCUGGCCACCCCUGAGGGUCAGAUUCUGACCUCUGCCCAUCUCAUCUACAUGGCCAGCCAGGUGGCGGAGGGCAUGGCCUACCUGGAGGACCGGCACAUCGUCCACCGCGAUCUGGCUGCCAGGAACAUCCUGGUCGGCGACGACCUCAUCUGCAAAGUUGCCGACUUUGGUCUGGCCCGCAUCAUAAAGGACAGUGUGUACACGGCCAGCAGAAGCACAAAGAUCCCGGUGCGCUGGACGGCCCCCGAGGCGGCGCUCUACCAGCGCUUCUCCGUCAAGUCGGACGUCUGGUCCUUCGGCGUGCUGCUCUACGAGAUGAUGUCACGAGGGAAGAUGCCGUACGACGGGAAGAGUAAUAAGGAGGUUCUGGAGAUCCUGGCGUCGGGCUACCGCUUACCCAGUCCGCACAAGUGCCCACCCAACAUCUACCGCAUCAUGCUGGAAUGCUGGAACCCAGAGCCCUCCAAGCGUCCGUCCUUCCACGCCUUGCACAGCCAGCUGGACAACAUUUACUCCAGACUCUACUUCAAAACCAUAGAGGUGUAGACGUCUCGGAGCGCUGACCGGUGGAGAAGAACGUCGGAAACAGACAUGGGACGAGGUCAAGAAGAGAGAGAGAGAGAGAGAGAGAGACUGAGAAACAGAAAGACCUGUUUUAAGGGACUGUAUGGAGUCACUAUAUCACCAGUAUAUGCACUAUACCGUAUGAACAAUGAACACAAAUGGACACACUUUUUUUGUGAUGGCGUAGCGGUGUCCAUUUUUACCUUUAUAAGAUAUUUCACUUUCUUGUGUUUCCUAAAGGUCAGUCCCAGGCGUUUUAUUUAAUUCAUUUGUUUUUAAAUGAGGUCAUGUGCAAUAACAAGCCUGCAGCUACUCCAUGCUUUCUACCAUG